GUGCAGGCGAGGGCACUGAGAAUGCCUGUCAACCGGGACGCGAUCCAGGCAUUCGGGCGCAAAGCUCGUCGUGCUCUCGAGAACGCAGCAUCUACGGACGCCGAGCGUGUGCAGUACAGCGGCUUCAACGCGUCCGAGGGGUGGGUAAAGAAGUUUGUCAAGCGCAACACCCUGCACUCCCGUACACUUCACGGCAAAGCAGGCAGCGUCGACGAUGAAGCCAUCGCCGAUCGCCUCAGAGUAAUCCGCGAGACGUGCGCUCAGUAUGCCCCAGAAUGGGUCUACAACGCCGACGAAACCAGGCUGUGCUACAGGAUCAUGCCCAAGGCUACAUACCUCGCACCAUCAGAGCUCAAGAAGACCGUGCGAGGCGUGAAACGUAUGAGAGCGAAGGAUCGAGUCACCGCCUACAUGGCUACGAGCGCCAGCGGGCGUAAGGUGCCGCUGUCUUUUAUCGGCACAGCCAAGGAGCCCCGGUGCUUCAAGAUCCGGGGCUCACCCAUCGAGUACUUCAGCCAGAAGAACGCGUGGUCGGACGCGCGAGUGUUCAAGCUGUGGUGGUUGCAAGUGUUCCUGCCACACGUGCGCUCCGUCACCAGCGAGAAGGUUAUUCUCAUCAUGGACAACCACGGCAGCCACGCCGACCUCGUAGACCCCAAGGAGCAGGUGAAGAUUCUUGAGCUGCCACCCAACUGCACGAGCAAGCACCAGCCCAUGGAUGCCGGGAUCAUCGCAGCCUGGAAAGUGCGGCACAGGACGAAGCUACUGCGGAUUCGCGUCGACACGAUGACGUCGGCGGCGCAGCUACGGUAG
This is a messenger RNA of Ectocarpus sp. CCAP 1310/34, 813 nucleotides long. The record is from the annotation of a GenBank genome assembly. NCBI's taxonomy places the organism in Eukaryota, Phaeophyceae, Ectocarpales, Ectocarpaceae.